AUUUUUUUUAUAGUAUAUAAAUACCAAAAUAACAAGAUUUCUCGUGAGAGCUAGCCAAUAAAGCUUACCGUCAUCUUCAACAUCAUUCACGCAUUUCACUCCCUCAAUUUGACUUCCACUCCUACUUCAGGAUCCCAAAGCUCGCUGAUUACUCUAAAUAUCACAGUUUUGGUGAUCUGGAACUUCAGCGAGGCAACUGUAAUGGAUUCUUGCGUCUUGACCUUGAAACCCAAUACCCAUUUGGCAAAAGCAAGCAAAGGUGGUCUCAUUCGUGGAAAUAAUGGGUUUUUGGGGGAGAGGAUCACACGGAGCCUAAGUAACAAUUUAUUGGUUAGUCAGUUGGCAAAAAGUUUGGGAACCGAGAAGAAGGUCACGAAGCUCAACCCAGGUGUUGCUUUUGCUAUUCUUACUUCAAAUGAUCAUCCCAAGGAGACUGUAACCUUACAAGCACCACCUUUUUAUAGACCUAAAGCAGACCCAAAAAACGUGGCUUCGGUCAUUUUGGGAGGAGGUGCAGGGACUCAACUCUUUCCUCUUACUUCCAGAACGGCUACACCUGCUGUUCCAGUAGGAGGAUGCUAUAGGCUUAUAGACAUCCCAAUGAGCAAUUGUAUCAAUAGCGGCAUAAACAAGAUUUGUGUACUCACUCAGUUUAACUCUGCCUCCCUCAAUCGACACAUUUCACGCACAUAUUUUGGAAAUGGUGUUAGCUUUGGGGAUGGAUUUGUGGAGAUUCUGGCAGCCACUCAGACACCGGGAGAAGCAGGAAUGAAGUGGUUCCAGGGAACAGCAGAUGCUGUGAGGCAAUUCCUAUGGGUAUUCGAGGAUGCCAAGAACAGAGACAUUGAGAAUAUACUAAUCUUGUCAGGAGAUCAUCUCUACCGAAUGGAUUAUAUGGACUUCAUCCAGAGCCAUAUCGAUCGAAAUGCUGAUAUUACAAUAUCCUGUGCGACAGUGAGUGACAGCCGUGCAUCAGAUUAUGGAUUGGUGAAGAUAGACAGCAGAGGCCGUAUUGUUCACUUUGUUGAAAAACCUAAGCGAGCUGAUCUGAAAGCAAUGCAAGUGGAUACAAGUCUUCUGGGGUUGUCCCCACAAGAUGCCAAGAAAACCCCAUAUAUUGCUUCAAUGGAGGUCUAUGUCUUUAAGACAGAUAUUUUACUUGAGCUUUUGAGGUGGAGAUAUCCUACAGCAAAUGACUUCGGAUCUGAAAUCAUUCCAGCAGCUGUGAAGGAGCGCAAUGUCCAAGGGUACAUAUUUAGAGAUUACUGGGAGGACAUUGGAACGAUAAAGUCCUUUUUUCAUGCUAAUUUGGCCCUUACUGAAGAGUUUCCAAAGUUUGAAUUCUAUGAUCCCAAGACACCUUUUUACACAUCUCCUCGAUUCUUACCGCCAACAAAGAUGGACAAAUGUCGGAUCGUGGAUGCAAUAAUCUCACAUGGAUGUUUCUUGAGAGAGUGUAAAGUUGAACAUUCAAUAGUUGGUGAACGCUCAAGAUUAGAUUAUGGUGUUGAGCUCAAAGACACCGUCAUGGUGGGUGCAGACUAUUACCAAACUGAAUCUGAAAUUGCAUCUCUCUUGGCAGAUGAGAAGGUCCCAAUCGGCGUUGGACGGAACACAAAAAUUAGGAAUUGUAUAAUCGACAAGAAUGCAAAGAUCGGGAAAGAUGUCAUUAUCAUGAAUAAAGAUGGUGUUCAAGAAGCAGAUAGACCAGAAGAUGGAUUUUACAUUCGGUCAGGAAUCAUCGUUAUCCUGGAGAAGGCAACAAUACAAGAUGGCAGUGUCAUAUAAAGGGAUCUCAAGCACUUUCACAUGGUGGUUAGGCGAUGGGAAAGGAAUUAUGCAGUGGCAAUAACUAUGGCAAGUCAGGGGGACGUGCCACAUUUUCAUCUGCAAAGAAGCAAGCUGCAGCUUUGUUACUGCAUUUAAAAGUAGAAACUCCUUGCCUGUAGAAAAUGAGAGCUUAAUAGGCAGUAUUCACAGAUGCAAGAAGUACAUAAAUAAAUAAAUCAGGGAGCUGGAUGUCAAGCAGCUGGGGCUGCGUUAUUCCUUUGUAUGGGGGUUUUCAUUAAUGCCAGUCUGUAUCGAUAUUGAAUAGGAA
This is a messenger RNA of Juglans microcarpa x Juglans regia, 2098 nucleotides long. Its product is annotated as glucose-1-phosphate adenylyltransferase large subunit 1-like. Bases 202 to 1788 code for a protein of 528 amino acids. The record is from RefSeq and is a predicted model, not a curated record. Lineage: Eukaryota; Viridiplantae; Streptophyta; Magnoliopsida; Fagales; Juglandaceae. Gene Ontology annotation, biological process: glycogen biosynthetic process. Gene Ontology annotation, molecular function: glucose-1-phosphate adenylyltransferase activity. The transcript has 15 exons.